CACAGUUCUCCCUGACAUAAAAACCAAAUGCUUGGACAUUAGGAAUAGUCAUUAAAGUAUACCAAAAUAGAUUGACUUACUAUAUAAUACUGAGUACAGUUUUUAAAUGAAGGAAAAAAAAGUGAAAUGUAUGACCUCUGAGUGUUAUUAGUUGUAGUGAUAUCAGAAUCUAUUUGAAUAUAUUCAGUAUUAUUUAAUAUCUGAAUGAUAUUCAGAAAAAAUCUGUUGGAAUUUUCAUUCAGAUACUGAGUAUAUUUUUAAAUUUUGUAUUCAUUACUUGUUUGUGCUAUUUAGAUUUGUUUUGAAGGUUUCUUUGAUACGUAUUUUUACAAAAACCACAGAACACUAUGUUCAAAGUAUUAUUUAUUGAAUGUAAUUCAUGAAAUAAUCUAUUUUUACUCCUCUUUGAGAAAUAUUUGUUUUUGAUACAUUUCCAUUAAGUGCUUUUGACAUGAGAGGCUAUUUUGAUGUUUUUAUAGAACUGAUCGUUAAGGUAACAGGUACAGGAUUUUAGGACAGUUUACAGGCAGCCCUGGCCUUUUCACUGACUUGUAGACCUGGAAAGCAGUACAAGAACAAACAGUCCAUUUUACCUGUGACCUAUUUUACAUAACAGUAAAGCAUCAGCUACUCAUUCUCACCACCAGAUGGUGUUUUUCUACAAACUGAAAUGUUAACUUUGCCUCUUUCUGCUGGUUAUUUCUCCUGUGUGUUGAGCACUGAUAUGACAAGCAGCAGACUUUGGGGAGGUAGAUGACAGACAGGAUCCCAGGAGAGUAGGGCGGAUAUGUGCUUGUUUAAAUAACUGCAAUACCUUAGAGGUGAAUUGCAGUGACAGGGGACAGAUUAAAUGAAAACAGGAUAUUUUAGAAAUGAGCAGAUAGGAAAAAUGCCAAACACCACAAAGUGAGGACUGCCUAUAUAUGGUCUGCAGUAUUUAAAAAUAUACUUAUUUGUAUUAUUUUGUGUUAUGAAAAAAUAAAUUUUGUGUGAUAGUUUUGAUGAUGAAAGGUGGAAGUUCUACCUAGUUUUGAAUGCGUUUUUUUUAAGAGGGUGAGAAUGUUAUGGUGCUAAACUUGACAAAAAAGAGACCGUUAAAAUGUUGAUAAUUUUAGUAAUCUUUUUUAAAGUGUUGAGGGGGCAAAGAUUGCAAAUUAUGCCAUGCAAAAAUAAACCUAUAAAUCUGUUUCAGGUUACUAAUUUGAGUUUUGGUUAAUUCAGUUUGUAAUACCUAUUAAUGAACUCUGUUUACAAUAAAGAUUCUCUAAAUUGUUUGCUGUUAAUUUUUCAAUGAUUAAAAUAUUAGCAGGUUACUACUUAAUCAUAGAAACAUGAUGAAUUUAAAUACAGCCUGAGACUGGGAUACAGUAUUUAAGUGAUCUCUCUGGAAUGCUGGAGUUCAAAGUCAGAAGUGGUGCAGUCGGGGUCUGGAUGGUCCUCCUCUCUGUGCACUGCAGGAGGCCUCUCUCCAGUGGCUCUUCCCCCCUUGUCCCAGGGCUGUCACUGAGGCAAGAGGCCAGAGCCCGGAGAGGAAAGGGUUGAAGGUUUACCACAGCACAUGCUCCAUGGGCACAUGGGUGGAGCCUCAAAAGCUCAGCUCUCAAAUGCCCACCUGGCUUGAUCCAGAUAGAGACCCAUUUGAAAACUAUCUAAGGAUCGGAAGGCAUUAUGAAAAACCCGUGUUUCCGAAUCGUUACCAUAGUUAUAGGUCUUUAUGUUACUCAAACAAUGACAAACUCAUCAAGAAAAAGUAAUAUUUUAUUCAAUUCUAAAUGCCAGUGGAAUGGAUAUCUUCUGACAAACUGUUCUUUUACUCAAAAGCAUGAGAUACCUGUGGACAUAUCACAGACAGCAGCUACAGUGGAUGCAAGUUCCAGUUUCUUUAGGGCUCUCUUACAGUCUCACACAAAAAAAGAAGAAUGGAAUAUAAAACAUCUGGACCUCAGUAACAACCUCAUAUCAAAAAUAACCUUAAGCCCUCUUGCUCCUGUCCAUGCUUUGGAAACAUUAAACCUGAGCAACAAUGCCAUCUGCUCCAUCUCAUUGGAUCUACCCAGUCUUAAGUCCUCAUGGGUGAAACGGCACAGAGGCGGCUUCAGAAAUGGGCUUCCAUUUCUAAAGUUGCUAAUUCUUCAAAGAAAUAAACUCAGUGACAUUCCCAAGGGACUGUGGAAGCUGAAGUCAUUACAGAGUUUGGAUCUGUCAUUCAAUAAGAUAUUGCAAAUUGGUUCAUCUGAUUUUCAUAACUGCCUGCGACUGGAGAACCUCAACUUACAGAGCAACAGGAUAUUCAGAAUUCAUCCAGAAGCCUUCAAGGACCUCAGAAAAUUACAGGUUGUGGACCUCAGCAACAAUGCUCUGACCACCAUCCUUCCGAUGAUGAUCAUUGCUCUAGAAUUUCCCCAUCUGGAGGUUGACUUGGCUGAUAACCAGUGGGAGUGUGACUAUAACGUGGCAGUCUUCCAAAAUUUCAUUUCUGAAUCCUGGAGGAAAAAGUGGAAUGAAAUUUGCAACCAGUCUAUAGGGACUGAGAAGGUAUAUUGGUGGACUCCCAAAAGGAGAAUUUCCAGGGAGACUCACCUUCCUCACACUGAAUUGAAUCCUAUGAGAAGUCUCGUGCUGAGCAAAGCCGAGAGGCCCCGGGAAGGGCAGUACACGCACUUUUCCCCACUGGGGAGGAAGGACGAUGCCAUGCAGAGACAGCUGCCAAGACGGGUCAGGAGAGACGGGGAUGAUGUGCAAACUCCUGAUAGAAAGCAAGACGCUUCCCAGGACCUUGCCCUGGCCGUCUGUCUGGCGGUUUUCAUCACAUUCUUUGUGGCUUUCUGCCUGGGGGCUUUUGCAAGGCCUUAUGUUGACAGGCUGUGGCAACAGAGAUGCCGGAAGAAAGGCCCUGGUUCCGAUACUGCGUAUUCAAACGAGGGCUUCUGCGAUGACGUGGAAGCUGCAGAGAACACGCAGCACCCAAGGGUAGGUCAGCACCAACCUUGCUGUGAUCUAAAGCUCUAUGAGAACCAAGACUCUUUCUUGGUGACAGGAGCCAGCCCACAUGCCGCCAUCAUUCCUGAUAGAACCCUGAACACGAGCAGAAAGGAGCCUGACAGUCGGCAGAGCAGGGAACAACUCGACGACAACAACGGGGCAGGAAGUAGCAAGGAUUACAUGCUUCCAAGUGACAGUGCAGCCGGGGCCCUUCUCCGCGGACAGCCAAAUGCUGAUCAGAAUGCACGAUCUUCAGCUGCACAGGACCACAUCUACAGCAAUGCUAUUCUUGGAGAAAUAAAUUAUGAAACUGUAGCCCAGGAAGAUCCUCUCAGUGAGCUGUCAGUGGGCGUCCCUGCAGUAGUGGGCAGGUCGCAAACUGUCUCUAGCUCAAUCCAUAAUGAUUCCAGUGAAUUAGACCCACCACUGUUGAGAGAAACAACGGCUUCUCUCUCACAAAUGCUAACACAUCCGAAAGCACAGAGGACUGGAGAGCAUGAGGGAAGAGGGGGCACUGAACAAUUACCCUCAGAGUUCUCUAAAGAAAUGCAAGCAAGCACUUACGUUAAUUUGCUGAGCGCACAGCAGCAAAGGCUCAAGGGGUCCAGUGCUGAGGAAGAGCUUUCCACCUACUACAGUGCAGUCACACUCAGUGACCCAGAAGAUACAGACCCAUCCCCACCCGUCUUCCCUCCAGGAUGGGGGAGGGACCUGCAUGUCACUCCUGCUAACAAGGAACCAGGGCAGGAACACCCUCCUGACACUCAGUACGAGUUGGACACCGACUACGAUUCUGAUGAGGGGUCUUUAUUUACUCUAAGUUCAAUAAGUUCAGAGGAUGCAAGAAAUAUGACUGAAGAAGAGGCACAUGGUGAGGAGAGCCGUAGAGCCAGUGAGGCCCCAGAGGACCAGGACUCAGGAAUGAGCAAGGACAAUGUUAUGUCAUUAGAGAGUCUUGACAAUGACAUCACCUUCCAGAAGGUUCUGGGGAAAUGUGAGAAUCAAGAAGAUCAUUUUGAGAAACCUCUAACUUCUGGUCCAGACUCUGGUUGGUGUGAAACUCAUCUGGAAAGUGCCUCUAACACCAAUAAAUUUGAGGAUCCAUUGACCUUGCCCGAGUCACUGGGCAAUAGUCCUUUCACUGAUGAGACCCCAGAGGAGUUCAGUCAUGAUUGGGUCACAGCUCUUCAACCUGAGGUGGGAGAGUGGCUUUACUCACUUAAAGACUUAGAAUUUUCAUAUGUGGAUAUUUUACCACAAACACCACCUCGUUCUGACGAAGUUCCCUCAGAUCCUAGUAAGAGUGCCUGUCGUGAAAGAGACUCAAACACUUGUAAGGAUGAAACUUUCAUUCAGGAAACAGACACAGCUCGAAACCAUAGUCCCUUCAAGAUCACUACUGGGGAAAACUUAAGACCUUCACAACAAGAUUUUGAAGAGGCCAACGUGAAUUCCAACCUAAUGGAAACUGAUGCAAAUGAGAGGUUUGUAUGUCCUCCCGAGGACCAUGAUUCCAGAAGAGUUAUAAGCCAAACACAAUUGUUCCAAUUCUGUGGUGAUGAAUCUGCUGUUCAGGGUGAAAGAGGAGGGGGCGAAUAUUUUGAAGAUGGUUCCAAGAGCCAGAUACCAUUAUUACCAGAGCUUGCAAAUGACGCCAGUUCACUAAGAUCACAGGAGCCCUUCAGUGAUAGAGACUGGGGUAAAUACUCACAGGAGAAUCUGUUGCAGUCAGAAAAAGAUGAUUCUAAUCUUUAUACUCAUAUGCAGACCCAGAGCAACUCGAUGGGAGUUGACGAUCUACUUGAGGACCAAUGUUACUAUGACGAAGACAAGGAUGUUCAACUUGAAAGUCAAAGGGAAUUCAAAUAACAUUUUUAGUACAGAUUGAAGCACUUAGAUGGAACUGCUGGACAGAUUUUUACAAAGUCUGCACAAAGAACAGCACAACUUUUUGGAGGUUUAUUGUGAAACUGCAAAAUUGGAAGGAUUCAGAACAAUCCUAAAUAUUUUUUAAUAAGUUAUGUUAAAAGAGGGACCAUUUUCUAGAACUAAAUGUAAAUUAAAAAUCAAUUUUCAAGAAGAGAAGUGAAGUUUUUUGUCAAAGAAAAAGGUACUCUACCAUUAUCCUUGACUAACCUUUCCUCGGUGUGACUCUCCAAUUUGGGCUCUCAUGAGCUGUGUUCUCCUGUUUAUCCUCCUGCUUCUCUAACAUUUUCUCCUUUUCCUUCCUGACACUCCUCCUCUGCUUGCCU
This is a messenger RNA of Equus quagga, 5234 nucleotides long. Its product is annotated as leucine-rich repeat-containing protein 66-like. The record is from RefSeq and is a predicted model, not a curated record. Gene Ontology annotation, cellular component: plasma membrane. Lineage: Eukaryota; Metazoa; Chordata; Mammalia; Perissodactyla; Equidae. Bases 1669 to 4851 code for a protein of 1060 amino acids. The transcript is spliced from 5 exons. Gene Ontology annotation, molecular function: protein binding.